Molecule: messenger RNA, 743 nt
Organism: Desarmillaria tabescens
Lineage: Eukaryota; Fungi; Basidiomycota; Agaricomycetes; Agaricales; Physalacriaceae
Exons: 7
Coding region: 78-398 (106 amino acids)
Source: RefSeq, a predicted model, not a curated record
UUUAGCUGUGAAACGGAUCUAGCCGGAUGCACACGAACGGGCCCUAAUUCUCCCCUCUUUUUCAGAGGCGGUCGACUAUGAUGUCCUUCAACUUCCUAUUUGCCAUACAACAUCGCCUUUGCACCUUUGUAUUCUCUUUCCACUGUUUUAUGAUGUGCCGCCGUCGCCAAGUCAGAAAUGUAUACAUUCGAUGUGGCCAUGCCGUCAAUCUUCCUGAAAUAUACAUUCGAUGCGAGGAGUCUAACUGCAAGUUCAGUCUUUUCCAUCCCGCGAGCUGCAAAGCCCCUGCUUGCCUUCGUACCUGUUGGCAAUACCAUCGCUAUCCUGAACAGUACUCUCCUCACAUCGAUUCGUGUUGUCCCACGUGCAGUUCACAUCAGCAAUCUCGGAGUUACUAAUGUUCACUAGUAUGCAUGCAUCCACAGCUAAAGGACUGCAAAAAAUCAGAUCUUGGUCUAUCUCGACGAAUUCAUAUGUAUUAGCAUCAUGUACUAGUGACAUGCAUGCUUUCUAAAAGUGUACUGGUCGUGGAUGGCCGCUUCAAGCUGAGCGCGGCGAGUAAGGCCGGUCGAAGGAGGGGCGGACCCUGCCCGACGUGCCCGAUUGAUAUCAAUCGAGCCAGUGAUCGGAGGUAUAUCCUCAGGGUUGCUCGACGCCAAACUAGUCGGGCUAAGAACUGUUACGUUUCUGAUCUACGGUAAUCUAAGAGGCAGAGUAUGCUUCUUAAGACUCGGAUAGGUUAC